This is a messenger RNA of Darwinula stevensoni, 492 nucleotides long. NCBI's taxonomy places the organism in Eukaryota, Metazoa, Arthropoda, Ostracoda, Podocopida, Darwinulidae. The record is from the annotation of a GenBank genome assembly.
ACCGAGAGCGGGAUCCUCCUGGAUCCGGACAUCCUGCGGGAGGAGUCGGUGCAGGCGCUGGUGCUGAACGUCCUCGCGACGCUGGUGCGGAACUCGUCCGACGAGGCGGAGCUCCGGAUCCUCUAUCAGUACCUGGCGGAGGCCUCGGUCGUGUUCUCCCGCGUCUUCUCCGUCAUGUACGUCCUCGACCUCCUUCUUUCUCCCCGGGGAGAGGGCAGCGGAGUCGGUUUGGCUCCUCAGCCUUUUGCCUGUCCUCUGGCUGGGAGCAAUUCCUUGCUGGACGCCAAGAUCACGUCGGUGCUGUCGCUGUGCCACGACGCCGUGAUCCUGGGUGCCGUCCAGGCAAUCAUCCAGAACAUGGUCGCAUCCGAGGAUGCCUCCCUCCAGAGCAUCCACUACCUGCAGAGCAUCGGGUUCGGAGGGCUCUGGCGUUUCGCCGGCCCCUUCUCCAAGUUCAUCUUGGAGACAGGUGGGGACUUGGUGCUGAGGUGA